AUGGCUUGGGCGAGCAGUACAAGGCUGUUCUCCGCCGUGCUUCUCGGUCCCAUCUAUAUAUCGCUUGCCCUACUGUCGGGCGAAGGCCUCAGGGACCGCCAAGGCGAGGCCACCCAAUGGUCAAACAUCAUCAGCGACGUCCUCACACCGCCGUCCCACAAGACCAAUGUCUCUUACUCGGACGCCAUUGACAACGGCGACGAUGAGGGCUACGUCAACGAGGGCAACUUGCUGGGCGAGGACGGGCAGGGAGGCAGGCUGAGGUAUUCCGGCCCCAGCCCGGCCGAGCAAUGGCACGCCCACGUAGAGCGCUUCUUCACCAUGGGCGCCCAUCACCUGGGCCUGUACUUCCGCACCGAGGAGAUUACAGACCACGGCUCCCUGCCCGUCUCGAGCGACACGGCAGCAGAGUACGUCCCGAAAAUCACGACGAGGCUCAUCUCAGUGCAGGAUGACCUGCCGCCUGCCGCGCAGAACCACGACAGGGACAACGGCGGCGGCGGCGGCGGUCCCAACCCAAAAGGCCGCUUCGUCCUGGCCCAGAUCGCCUUCAACGACGUGGGCGAGGACGACGACCCGAACGAUCCAGACGCCGUCCGCCCCGAGCGGGACAUGAACCGCACGGGGCAGUGCGCCUCGGCAGUCAUCAAUGACCUCGAGCGGAGGCUACACCAGCUCGGCGCGAGCAGAGCCCUCCUGCUCACGCUGGACGAGGGCACGUACCACACAGUGUACUGGGACGGGCGGCGCUUCGUGACACUGCUCUUCCUCGAGUUCACACCGCCGCCCUCUCACUGA
Messenger RNA from Microdochium trichocladiopsis, 798 nucleotides. RefSeq lists its product as uncharacterized. The transcript has 2 exons. The record is from RefSeq and is a predicted model, not a curated record. The coding region runs from base 1 to 798 and encodes 265 amino acids. NCBI's taxonomy places the organism in Eukaryota, Fungi, Ascomycota, Sordariomycetes, Xylariales, Microdochiaceae.